Molecule: messenger RNA, 3705 nt
Organism: Leucoraja erinaceus (little skate)
Lineage: Eukaryota; Metazoa; Chordata; Chondrichthyes; Rajiformes; Rajidae
Gene: tsnaxip1
Product: translin-associated factor X interacting protein 1
Exons: 16
Coding region: 144-2210 (688 amino acids)
Cellular component (GO): cytoplasm
Source: RefSeq, a predicted model, not a curated record
GCGAUGCUCGCUCAAUUAAAUAUAAGCUUUCGCUGUAUUAAAUAUAAUGUUGCUGCUGCCGGCAGUAGGUGGCUCUCGCUAGUCUGUGACAGGCAUCAAAGGUAACGUGGGGUCCUAAGCGUCGGGGGCCUUUACGGAUCGCCAUGGCAACGGGCUGUACACAAAAAGAGGGAGAUCCAGCAGCUCUUUUCUCAUCUCAGUUAUGUCUACUCCUUCAGGGGGGCGUCCGAAAACCACAAGCUCUCAACCCAGGAGCAGUGUCAAGCAAAGCCAAUGUGGCUGCACCCAGAUCUGCCUGUCUAACUUAUCAGCUACAAGGCAGUGAUAAAAGAUACCAACUUCCACUGAAAGAAUUAUUGCCGAGUGUGCAAGUAAAUGAGGGGUACAUAUCCAGCUGGCCUGGGCACAUAACUAGCGAGAUUAUUCAACAUAAACAAGCGUUCCAGCCAUCAAAUAUUGACAAGCAGCAUGGAUAUAAUGCUACAUAUGUAAACAGUUCACCAAAACCUCGAUUCUUGGAAAAGCUGGAAGACCACCUGAGGAAAGAGCUGGAAGUCUUGGACCCAAAUAUUCCUAACGCUCGGGAAAUAAAUCUACAAGCUUAUCGUGAAGUGUUUGAAUAUUUCAUUGAGGAUUUAAAAACCUACAAGCCAUUGCUCUCAGCCAUCAAAAAUGAAUACGAAGUUGUCCUAGCUCAGCAGCGAAAUCGAAUCCGUGAGCUGGAACCAUUGCAAGGCAUGCUUGUAACCACAACAGAGAACUGUGAACAUAGGCUUCUUGCCCUGCGUGAAGAAGAAAAAUUUGAGAUUCUAUCACUGAAGCGUGAAAGAACACAGCUACUCAAAAACAUUGAUAAUUUAAUGGAAACGCAGGAUUCUCUGGAGACCCAGGUUCGUAAGCUUCAGGAAGAGCUGGCAACUGAAUAUGAACGAUAUCGAGAACAAAGAGAUGCACGCAUUCUUCUGAUCGCUGAUAUGAAUAAUCUACAUGUUCAACAAGAAGAGCCAGUACAUUCUCAGGCAAAAGAAGCUGAUGAGGCUGAUGAUCCCAUUAAACUGAAAUUGGCGUUGAAGGUGGCUCAUGAAGACCUCAAGGGAUUGCAAUUUACACUAAAUGAAAUUAAGGCAGAGUAUGGGGAUGUGAUUCCAAGAAGGGAGUUUGAAACUUUAGAAAAAACCUAUAAUGAGUUAACUGAGAAGUAUGAACAUAUGCAGAGGCAUUUCACUCAGUUGAAAAUGGAACACAAUACCCUAUUGGACGUUAACAAGAAUACGACUCUUGAGCGAGACAAACUGAGUGCAGAAGUUGAACUACUAAGAACUAAAGUGUCAGGUAGUGACGUGGCAGUUAAUGAAGCAAAUCAGGAUUACUUUGAAGGACUGGGGACUGGAGAAGAUGUUGUUAUGUUUCUGCGCCAUAAUAGUCUUGUCAAGAAUGUGAAUCUGACCAAGGAGGAUUUAAUCAAUGUGUUGAGGGACAUCUGGGAAGAAAAAAGUGUAACUGAUCAUCAGAACAAUACAAAGUCGAAUCUUCCUGAGUUUUUCCAUAAGUACCUCCGGAAGAAGUUUGGAGACUCUGCCAUGCUCUGGGCUUACAACAUUUACUAUGGCUGCAGGCACCAUCAGGACGAUGAGUUCAUCGGUCUGUUUUUCCGCAUCAUCAAUGGAAUAGUUGAUGAAAGUGUAUAUCACGGGCAUGUGAAACUUAUUUCGGACGUGUUGAAUUCAUUUAUAAGUCGUGACACUGCUGGAAAAGGCAUUCUUACCAAACACGAAUUCAGUCAAGCCAUAAAGUCAGCCCUUCCAAAUAAGGGUGGAAAUUCCGUCAUCGAGCUAGUCGCUGCAGCAACAACCCAACUUGGGGACAGCAAGAAAAUUAGUUACAACUCAUUAUUUACAGAGCAAAAAGAUAGCGUACCAGCAAUGUUUAUUACAUUGUUACAACGCCAGUACACUGCAGAGAGAACAAAGUACAUUGAUGAACUAAGAAAUGUAUUGGAAGACAAAGAGGAACUGACUGUAAAUGACCUCAAAAAGGCUUUUGAAACAAUCGAUCCUUCUAUAGGUACACAAGCCCUGGCUACAUAUUUAGGUCAAGGUUUCCAAACUACAGGUGAAUCACUUACUGAGGCUUCUGUGGCAGACACUGACAUUAUAUUAGACCGGCUACAAGCAAAUGAUGUGAAGAGGAUAGGACCAAAGAUCUUAUAGUUAUAAGAUCUUUGGAAAGGACCACCUCGAUAGUACAGAUAUAUUUCAAUUGAUAUUUUAAAUAAAUUACAUGUUGUAAAGAUUGCAGUCUUGCUUAUUGCUAAUGUUUUUAAAUCGCUUAAUAUUGUACAAUUGUUUUUAAUUAUGGGAAUAUGGUUACAUGAGAAGACCAUUUCUGGAAAUCUUCAAAAAACAACAUCAAUUAUAUGCUUAAAUAAAACUGCUAUUUAUUUUAAGACAGAAUAUACGUGCACCAUGAAAAAUGCAAGUUAAAAGUCACACUCAUAGUAUGACGUGUCUAAUUAUAGAUUCAAAUUGUCAUAUUGUAGUAAUUCUGUGCUAAUAAAAUAUGACACAUUGGUUGUCAACAGAAAGCAUGAAGAAAGAUCCUUCAGCCCUUUGUCUGUGUUGAUCAUUGAGCACCCAUUUAAAAAAAAACACUAAACCUAACCUGACCCAUUUUCUGUCCAUAUUUUUAGCCUUGAGGCUAAAAUGUUAUGCAACUGUCAUUUCCUUCCAUUUCCUAACAGCAGUAGCAUUUAAUGCACUCAAGCUCCACGUACACAACAGCUUCCGCCCCUGUCCCACUUAGGAAACCUGAACGGAAACCUCUGGAGACUUUGUGCCCCACACAAGGUUUCCGUGUGGUUCCACGGAGGUUGCAGGUAGUUGCAGGUAGUGGAAGCAGGUAGGGAGACUGACAAAAACCUCCGGGAACCGCACGGAAACCUUGGGUGAGGCGCAAAGUCUCCAGAGGUUUCCAUUCAGGUUUCCUAAGUGGGACAGGGGCAUUACUAAUCUAGAAGACCAUUCUUCAUGCACAAAAGUAUGCAGUGAGGAUUAGGAGGCUGCAGAACUAUGGGGGCAAAUAGCUUGGUGUAGUACACUUUAGAGAUAGUAUUUAUCCAGGAAUGUGCAUCUUCAAGUGAGAUUGAAUAUCUCCCCCUCCUCCUCACUUUCACCCCCACCCCCCCCCCCCGUGUGUAUGGGGGGGGGGGGGGGGGGGGGGGGGUGGUUAGUGUGUGUGAUGCCGCAGGCCCUCCCGCAACAGCGUGUUGAGAGGACAGGACCCGCUUGGUCUAGUAUUUUACAAAUAUUGGUUAUGGAGGUCAGUAAAUUAGGAAUACAAAACCAAAAUAGUGAAGAUUUUAUAUUUUAUUUAUUUUUCAGUAAAUGUAAUCAAUGCCAUAAAAAUUACUUUUGUAGUAAUUUAGUGAACAUUCAACAACUAUGUUCACAUAUAGCUCUUCUCUUUAUGCUGGCGGUUUCAUUGGAUAUCUUUAACCUGUUUGCUUGUAAGUACGAUUACAUGUCAUUUAAUAUUAGCAAUCUUUCUCAAAGGAGGCAGUGCAGUUAGUGGCAAAGUUCAUAGACAAAUUUUGUAAUUGGGGCUAAGACAUUAUUUGGGCUACGUUUGGGAAGGAUAAUUCAGUCAAUGAUGCUGCAACUCAUUUGAGAGUUCUGAAUGUCAACUGUUAAUAUCAGAAGUACUUAA